CUCAGUGCUAGUGCCUUUCCAGACACCUCAUUUGAUCCUCAGACAUCGCUGAGAGCUGAGAGCCAGAGGGUGGGUGAGGCUUCAGAGAUGUCUGACAUCCUGCGGGAACUGCUCCGUGUCUCUGAGAAGGCAGCUAACAUCGCCCGGGCCUGCCGGCAGCAGGAAGCCCUCUUCCAGCUGCUCAUUCAGGAGAAGAAGGAUGCAGAGAAGAACAAGAAGUUCGCAGCAGAUUUCAAGACCCUGGCGGAUGUGCUAGUGCAGGAAGUUAUAAAACAGAGCAUGGAGAACAAGUUUCCAGGCUUGGGGAAGAAAAUUUUUGGAGAAGAAUCCAAUGAGUUCACCAAUGAUUUGGGGGAAAAGAUCACUGUGGAACUACGGUCCACGGAGGAGGAGACAGCAGAGCUUCUCAGCAGAGUCCUUGAUGGCAACAAGCUGGCAUCUGAAGCGUUGGCUAAGGUGGUGCAUCAGGAUGUGGACUUAACUGACCCCACUCUGGAGUCCCUGGAGAUCAAGGUCCCACAGGACAUUCUGGGGAUUUGGGUGGAUCCCAUCGAUUCAACCUAUCAGUAUAUUAAAGGUUCUGCCGAUGUUAAGUCCAACCAAGGAGUUUUCCCCAGUGGACUUCAGUGUGUGACCAUUUUAAUUGGCGUCUAUGACUUACAGACAGGCAUGCCCCUGAUGGGAGUCAUAAACCAACCUUUUGCGUCUCAAAACCUGACGACUCUAAGGUGGAAGGGACAGUACUACUGGGGCCUUUCUUACAUGGGGACCAACAUCCAUUCCCUGCAGCUCGCCACCUCUAAAGGUGAAAGCCAGACUGCAAACUCAGACAUGGAGUUCUCCCGCCCCUGUUCUGCGGUCAUCAGUACAAGCGAAAAUGAGACCAUCAAAGCCGUGCUGUCGCGAGUGUGCGGAGGUGGCGUCUUCCCGGCAGCUGGGGCGGGCUACAAGAGCCUCUGUGUAGUCCAAGGCCUGGUGGACAUAUACAUCUUCUCAGAGGACACCACGUACAAGUGGGACUCCUGUGCAGCUCACGCCAUUCUGAGGGCCAUGGGUGGGGGCAUUGCAGACAUGAAAGAGUGCUUGGCGAGAAGUCCCGAGACGGGGCUGGAUUUGCCACAGUUGCUGUAUCACUUGGAAAACAAAGGUGCUUCUGGGGUGGACCUCUGGGCCAACAAGGGAGGACUGAUAGCGUAUAGGUCCAGGCAUCGGCUGGACACUUUCCUGAGCUGCCUCAUCCAAAACCUCGGGCCUCUGAAGACACAGACAUAGGACUCUGACCUCAACUCGCCCUUGAACCGAACUGAACCUCUUCUUGUUAUCUCUAUCUGUCAAAUAUAGUUUUGUCCUGUUGGUUAAUGUUCACUGUCCUCUUUGGAGGAAUAUUUUUCUCAUUUUUGUGUUCAUAAUGUUGAUUUCAGUAAAUUAAUGACAUUCAUGUUA
Onychomys torridus (southern grasshopper mouse) is the source of this 1443-nucleotide messenger RNA. RefSeq names its product inositol polyphosphate-1-phosphatase (gene Inpp1). Gene Ontology annotation, biological process: phosphatidylinositol phosphate biosynthetic process. The coding region runs from base 88 to 1272 and encodes 394 amino acids. NCBI's taxonomy places the organism in Eukaryota, Metazoa, Chordata, Mammalia, Rodentia, Cricetidae. The record is from RefSeq and is a predicted model, not a curated record. The transcript is spliced from 6 exons. Gene Ontology annotation, molecular function: inositol-1,4-bisphosphate 1-phosphatase activity.